AGAGAUCUGUCAAAAUUUCAUAAAAACAAAAAAAGAUGCUCGUUGCUCGUAUUUUUGUGGUGAUCGAAUUUUUCUCCUCAUAAUUCUCUUCUUCUCAUAAAACGGAAUCGGGUGUGAAAUCUUACCAGUUUCUACAAAGUGAAAAUAGUAAUUACGUCCGCUCAAAAAUUUGACGCGUAGAUCGCUACUGGAGCCGAGGAUUGGUGAAAAAUAUGUUGAAAAACAACCUGUGACGUCACAAGUACAAUCAGCUGAGGUGAUAAGGGUCGGGAGCCAUACUGCGGGAUCACAACAAACAUCAUGGGUGGCGCCGUGAGCUCGGGGCGGGACAACAAUGAGCUGAUCGACAACCUGAUGGGCAGCAAGUACAUCCGCUCGCGCAGCGUGGAGAUGGUGUUCCGCGCGCUGGACCGCGCCGACUACAUGCUGCCGGCGGAGCGCGACCGCGCCUACAAGGACCUGGCGUGGCGCAGCGGCGCGCUGCACAUGUCCGCGCCCUGCAUCUACAGUGAGGUGAUGGAAGGUCUAGAGCUGAAGCCGGGGCUGUCCUUCCUAAACAUUGGUUCCGGCACGGGCUACCUGAGCACUCUGGUGGGGCUCAUCAUCGGCUCCGGGGGCAUCAGCCACGGCGUCGAAAUCCACGGCAUGGUGGUGGACUACGCCAACAAGAGGCUCAAAGAGUUCUCAGAGAACUCCGUCAGUCUCGACGAGUUUGACUUCUGUGAACCAAAGUUCUUUUUAGGUAAUGGGCUAUGCCUGGCGCCGCUGCAGUCUCCGUACGACCGCGUGUACUGCGGCGCCGGCUGCCCCGAACAGUACCAGAACUACUUCAAACAACUCAUCAAGGUGGGCGGCAUCCUGGUGAUGCCCCUGAACGAAAACCUGCUGCAGGUGCGGCGCGUGUCGGCCACGGAGUGGACCACCAGGAACCUGCUGAACGUGUCGUUCGCCACGCUGCGGGUGCCCAGCGACGCCGAGAAGGGCGAGCACCUGCGCCUCGACGAGCAGACCCCCCCGAAGCUGCAGAUCCUGUCGCGCGCCGCGAUCCGGGCACAGAUGCGGCGCGCCGUGCUGAGCCGCCAGCCCGAGCUGCGCGCGCCACCCGCCCCAGACACGCCCGCCAAGAAGGCCGUGCCACGCAGGAUAUGCAUACCUAUUGAGGAUGACAGCGAUGUUGAUGGCCUGAAUGCACUACACGACCUGGACGGGCCGACGGGCGCGCAGGAGAUGAACGCACUGCUGAGCCUCGUGCUGAGCAUGGGGCAGAACCGCGUGGCCGGCGCACUGCGCUUCGACCCCUCCGACGACAACUCCGCCACCUCCAGCAGUGAGGACGACGACGACGAAGAAGAAGAAGAAGAAGAUGAUGAUGAUGACGACGGCGGCGACGCACCCGACGGCGCCGACGCGCCCGACCAGCGCCCGCAGAACCGCCGCAACCUCAUACAGACCUUCGAGAACAUCGAGGACAUGAACCGCGCCAUCCACCGCGUCAUCAACUCCGUGGAGCGCCCCAACGUGAACGGCGAGGCCGUGGAGCCGUCCACCCGCGGCCGCCUGUCUCUGACCCUCGAGUACAACACGCCCAACUCCGACGACACCACGAGCCAGGAGACCGUGGACCUCACGGCGGACUCGCCGCCGCCGCCGCGCCGCAAGCACAAGAAGCGCCGCUCGCACUCGCGCGCGCUGCCCGAGGAGGUCGAGAUCGACAUACAGAAGCAGAAGACCGAGACUGAGACUGAGACUGCGGAGCCGAGCACGUCCAGCCACUCGGAGGAGAUGGAACUGGACGCGCAGGCCAGCCCGGGCGCGGAGGCGGGGGGGGCGGGGGUCGCCAGCAGCGCGGCCGCACCCGGCAAGCGGCAGAAGCUGGACAGCGGGCUGGGCGAGGAGAACAGCCCGUCCUGCUCCUCCGCGCGCACCGACAGCAAGACCGACGAGGACGCCGCCAGCGAGCCCCGGUCGGACGGAUGCUACACCGAUGAUGUCGAUGAAAUGAGUCUUAACGCGCGUCGCCGGCUGCCGAAGCGCGGUCACUGCGAGCUUGAAGCGUGCUCGUCAUCCUCCGAGUCGGAGGGCGAGGCGCCGCCCGCGGCCGGGUUCCGCCACAAGCGCCCCGCCCGCCCCCCGCGCUCCGCCCGCCCCGCGCGCCCCCCCGGCCGCGACGCGCGCCGCGUGCGCCUCUCCAUCGUCAUGAAGCGCAGCGUGAAGGAGCUGCCGCUGCCCUAUGCGCUCAAGCGCUACGUCAACCUGCACCGCUGCUUCGAGUUCUAGGCCCCGAGACACGGUCGUAUACAGAAACAUACAUGGGCUCUUAUAUACAGUUACUUUAUGGAUAUUUUUCCGUAUUAAAGUAAGCGCUUAUAUACUGUUCCAGCUUUAUUUCUGUAUACGGCCGUACACAAGGACUGAGAUGGUAUUGGAGUGAUUUUGUUUUGUCUCCGCGAGUGUUUGUCGGCGAUGAUUUGCGCCCGGUUGCGAGAAGCAACUGGGUUUAAGUUGAGUCUGAAUUUAGUUAAGAAUGGAAGAGAUGGGGGCUGAUUGUUUUACUUAUUGGAAGAAUUAUUGGAUUUAACUUAUUGUAACAGUUUAAUACGUGUGUUUUCCAUGAGUGUUCAUGCUCAAUACGAGUGUGUAUUCUGGCACGUUUGUAGCUCCGGCACAGAAGUAAAUAAUGCGAUGUGCCAUGUGUUUAACUUGCCUGCUGUAGCGCCGCAGUAGCUCUGCGCACGGGACACAUUCAAUACUCUCUAUUCGUGUGUAAACAUUGUGUUGUAUAUAUUUUGUGCUUUGUUAUUUUUGCGUCGGCGGUUCGUUUUCAAGUCAGUGGCGAUUAUUUUAAGUCAGCGGAACUUUUUGUCUUGUAAAUAUGUCUUGUUAAUUAGUUUGUUUCAUUGUAACCAUUUUUUUAUAUUUAAGAGAUGAUUUCGAUUUUUAUACCGUACCUACUAAAUGAAUUAUGUUUAUUUGUAAUAUAGAGUCGAGAUUUUUCAUAUUCGAGGUGUAAGUGGAGUAUCGAAAGCUUUAAUUUUAAAAAAUAAAAUUUUAUCUUUUAUAAUGUUACGGUUAUUUUAUGUUUCUAUCAAUAUGUAUAAUAUUGUCGUCUAGAUGUUACAUUUAAUGAAUGUUACAAUUUACAGUCUUCUAAAUAAAUAGUUUAUUUCUCGUCUAUGGUAGCCGUACUGGUAGCAUUUCGCUUUCAAACUGUUUUUAUUAGCGAUGUUUUACUAAAUUAAUGUCCAUAAGUUUUGACUAUUAUAUGAAUGGAUUAAUUACAUGUAUGUUUCGCUAAGCGAGCUCCUGUAACUAUGUGUCUAUAUGGUAAUUAAGAUUAACUAUCUGUUAGGUAGGUACUUAAUGUUGAUCAGAGCUGGUAGGUGCCUAGUGUCACAGUUCACACAUCUACUUGAGAAUACCUUCCCUGCGGCACCCACCUACUACUUCCUAAUAUCUGAAUAUAGAUAUUAUACAAUGUAUUUGAACAAACAUUACCAAUCUCUCGAAUUGCACUUGCCUUGGACAUUUUUACUGGGGCGGGAAAAAGGGGAGGAAAUAUAUUCUAAUUGUGUGUAAGAAAGAGAAAGUGCUAUGUCUAAUACUAGUGUAGCUCGCGAGUGUGGCAUCGCCCCAGGGCUGCGGCCAAGCAACGAGUGCGUGUAAAUAAUAUGACUAUGUUUAUUUUAGAAGGAUUGAGUUGUGGCAGCCCUGCGGGUGAUACCGUAAGAUUUCGUGUAAAUGAUUUGUUAUGUAGAAAUUCAUCUCAAUAAAUAGUCAUUUUCAAUUUUAA
Plutella xylostella (diamondback moth) is the source of this 3790-nucleotide messenger RNA. RefSeq lists its product as uncharacterized. Gene Ontology annotation, molecular function: protein-L-isoaspartate (D-aspartate) O-methyltransferase activity. Gene Ontology annotation, biological process: protein modification process. The record is from RefSeq and is a predicted model, not a curated record. NCBI's taxonomy places the organism in Eukaryota, Metazoa, Arthropoda, Insecta, Lepidoptera, Plutellidae. Gene Ontology annotation, cellular component: cytoplasm.